CCCCCUUACCUCCUCACCGCUGUGUGUCAGUCGCCGGCCAUUCGGGGGCCGCGCGGAGGAGCUGCGUCACGGGCUGUGGCGGGGGAGACCGUGCAUCUAGCCGCCGUCAUGUCUUCCACUCAUCCCCGAGUGAAGCGCGGCUCCGGCUCCCCUCCGAACGGCUCAGCACGCCUCCUUCAGCCCAUCCGGGCCACCGUGCCCUACCAGCUCCUGCACGGCAGCCCCAGCCGCUCCCCGUCCGCCUCUGUGGGGAGUAACACCGAGCCGGGCCCCCCGAGUCCUUCCCCACCUUCUCCGCUGCUCCCACAGCCUCACAGCAGCCCGGAGGCGGCCAGAACCCGGAGGAGGAGGAGCACGUCCCCGGACAGGAGGAACGCCGCGUCCCCUGGGAGCAGAGCUGACCGGUCAAAUUCCCAUCACCUCCGAACAUCCAGCACCAUCAGGCGGACUUCCUCCUUGGACACCAUAACUGGACCCUACCUGAGCGGCCAUUGGCCUCGGGACCCUCAUGUUCACUACCCCUCAUGUAUGAACGAUAAAGCCACUCAGACACCGAGCUGCUGGGGAGAAGAGAGCACCGAGAAGAAAAUAAGCCAUCAGCGCUCGGCGUCCUGGGGCAGCGCCGACCAGCUUAAAGAGCAGAUCGCCAAGCUGCGACAACAACUCCAGCGAACCAAGAACAGCAGUCGACAUAUCAAGGAGAAGGACAGUUCAUCGCCUCUCCCAGGAAACCAUAUAGCAAUCAGUCAUUCUCAGGCUUCGACGUCCCGAUCCAUCCCUAUGCCCACAGCAAGUAUCCUGGUACCAAAAUCCCUAGGCUCCAGAGUCCCGUAUAAUGUUGAAGGGAUAAGUCCUGAACUCGAAAAAGUCUUUAUAAAAGAAACGAAUGAGAAGGACGGAGUCAAGCCUUUGGAGAUCCCAGAUGGGCGCAGAGCACCGUUACCUUCCACCUACCGUAGCAGCAGCAAUCGCAGCAUCGACACCCAGACCCCAUCAGUCCAGGAGCGCAGCAGCAGUCAUUCACCCUGUGCAUCCCCUUCAUGUCCCCCCGAGUCGCAGGAAGGCAGCCCGUGCUCCACUGACGACCUGCUCUUCGACCGGGAUAAAGACAGUGGGAAUAGCUCACCGCUGCCCAAGUAUGCCUCCUCUCCCAAACCAAACAACAGCUACAUGUUCAAACGAGAGCCCCCAGAGGGAUGUGAGCGGGUCAAGGUCUUUGAGGAGAUUUCGUCUCGUCAGCCGCCCCCUACAGCUCUCCUUUCAUGCCCUGACAAAAACAAAGUUAACUUCAUUCCCACGGGAACAGCAUUCUGUCCUGUAAAAUUAUUGGGCUCUUUGCUCAUAGCUCCAGACCUAACCUUGAAGACCCCUCCAAACUCCGCUCCGAGUUCUGCUGUGAGCGCAGUGACUGUCGAGCACCUCUCAUCUCAGGUCUCUUCUUCUUCCCUGACCGACAAUGCCACCAGCAAAGUAGACAACACUGAAACCAACGGACAUGCAACCUCGCAAGAGCAGCAAAAUGGGGUGGAGCGGCUGUCCGAAGACCAGCUGUCGCCUCCCCAUUCUCCUCACAACCAUGUUGUAAUCUAACCCGGGGCAGAGCUGGCCUCUGUGACCGUCACGCUGAACUUGAAGCCAGAUUUACAACUUCUGCAUGUGGUUUGGUUAACGCUGUCUGAUCAAUAUUAAGAAUUCAAAAUUAAAGAAGAAAAACUACUGCUUCGCUUAAAUUCGCAUAUCUGCCAAUGUUUAUCCAGGAUUGGGACCGAAAUGUUUGUUUUUCUUUAAACCUGUCCCCUGACCCCCUUUUCUGUCUCGAACUGAAGACUGGUAAUUAGCACAAAUCUAGCCAUCUCUUCGAAGGAGAACACUGUGGACUCUGCACUUAGUGUCACAGCUGGUAAAACAUCAGCUUUCUGCGCUCGAAACCUGAAAUAAGCUUUGUAUAUUCUAACAAAUCCACUAUAAUUUUUAUUAUUUUUGGUGUAUCCUAUGAGGAAUGCUGUACUAGAGGAUUAGGUUUACAAUUCCGCCAAAUUUUGGCAGAUGUACAUCAGAUAAGGCGGGAGGAGGGUUGAUGUGUAGGAUGUGACCCACUCCCCUCCCCCCCCCCCCCCCCCCCACACACCCCUAAUUCCUCAUGGAGACGUUAAUAGAACAUAUGAUGGCAGAGAUACCCCAGAAGCCACAUCAGUUGCACGAUGCCCGUCCCAAGGCUUAUUUUUCAGGUACUUCAGCUGAAGUCUAAAACUCAGGUAACUUGGAAUGUAAACCACAUCUUAAAACGUGAUUAUUAUAAUAUUUUUUUUUUUUCCUUUUGUGACAUUCCCUCUUGGAUUGGUUUCCAAAACUGUGAAUGUCCAGGACAUGGGUCACCAGAAGAACCAGCAAGCCUUGUAGAAUCAAUGUACAGUGGUGUAAGUCAAGCCUCGUGACCCAACCCCUACCGCCCAGCACCACUACCAUUUAUACAGAGCGGUCUUAUAGACUGUUAGAAUGUUGUCCCACACAAUUCUAAUUUUUGGUAGGUAUUUCAAAGAUGGGUCUUUGUAACGCGUGACCUUCUUUCCCGUUGACAGAUUAUUAUUUUUUUUAUCUCUAACAGCCGUUCCGAAGGCUAAAACCCAUCGGCUUCAUGACCAAAAAGGUGGGCCAUGUGUUGGUUAAAUCUGUAUUCACUCCAGUGCCUGGUCUAUUUAUUGACCAGGAUUGAGUUAUAAAAAUGUGGGGCCCGUCAUGGUUCAUACCUGAUGAUUACUGGUUCCUAGUAAAAUAAAAUAAUAAAAAUCUAUGUUGCCUUAAAAGGGUUUCUUUGGAAAUAGGAAAUGUUUUUUUUAUAAAAAAAAAAUGUUUUUGUCCAUUGUUGAGCCAUAUUUUCUAAUAUGAGCCUUGAAAUUAAACUGGAUUAAUACAAUCUUGCUGCUCUGCCUUAGGCCUCUUGCACAUGAACUUUGUGCAUCCGUUCCGUGCAUUGGGGGCCGCAAUUUGGAUCGAGACCCAUUCAACUUGAAUGGUUCCGUGAUCCGUCCGUGGGCCACUGGCACACAACGUUCGUGUGCAAGAGGCCUUAGAUGUAGAGUAGUACUGCCAUAGGGGUCCGUGUAUCCCCAUCCAGGAGUCCUAGAGGGUAAGGGCUCAUGCAUUGACCGCUGGGACCUGUUCGGGUCUUUUGCAGCAAAUUGAACGUUGAGAGAAGGCAUGGGCAUGUGGACCUGCGCUAAACGGCAUAUGCUGAAAAAAAAUUAUAUAUAUUUUUAUUUAUUUUUUAUAUAAAAUAAAAUGUGGGAUUGGGCAAUUCGUUUAAGAAUUUUUUUUUUACUUGAUGGUUUUUUUUUAUUUUAUUUUUUGUUAGUUUUUUUAACAAGGAGGUCCUCAUGGAACAGAUGUAUUAGGGUGUUUUUUUUGUAUUUUUUUUUCUGGAUUUUCAUAUUUAUGGCCUACCUUCAGAGAUCCGACUCAUGCCGAUCAGCUCUUUUAGGAAGCCGUGUGGUCACAUGUCCUAAGCGCUGAUGGAGCGCUGCCACUUUUUCAUAUAGCUAAUCUGCGGGAGUUGGACCUCCCGCCAAUCUGACAUUGAUGUCCUAUCCUGAAGAUGGGUCAUCGGUAUGAAAAUUCCAGAAAAAACCCUUUGAUCUGUUGCAAACCCAUUAACAGAGAAGAUCCAUCACAUAUCCAAAGUCAUGGUUUUGUUGUGUAAUUAUUAUUAUUUUUUCAACCCCAAAAAUUCUCUCCUUACUGUAGUUGUGAAAAAACCAGAGCAGCGAUGCUAGCGUUAAGUGGACAUAAAAAGUUGUUUGGUUCCUUUGCAGAUAUUAGUUAAACGUAUUAUUAGAUUAAAGUUAUCCAAGCGCUCCUGACUGUUUUUGGAAGUCCCAUAACUGUGGAUUAAGAGGGCACUCUUGCCACCGCUGUGGGACUGCCAGAAAUAGCCAAACUCCCAUCGUGGUGAAUGGAAGGCGGUUGUUCUCCAUUUUGAAGAUAGUUGAGGGUCCUACAUCUGGGACCCUCACCUUUUGGACAUUGUUGGCAUAUCCUAGCGAUGUGCCAUCAAUGUCUCAGAUGGACCAUCCUCUUUAAAUAACUGCGGUAGUUUGUCAGGGCCCCCCCCCCCCCUUUUUCAAGCAAGCCUCCAAUGCAGCAGAGAGCUCCAUGCCUGUGUCGGAACAGAUGCAAAUAUGGCGCUUCCUGGAUCGGCACUGGAACCAGGAUAACGGUGCAGCGUCAAACUAUAUAUUAGGCUUUACAGACCAACUAAAGACCCUUUUUUACCAAGACCUAAUAGGAGCCAUGUGUUCAUUUUCGGAGUGCCCCUUUUACUUUCAAGAUCAUCCACUUUUAUCAUCACCUUUUUGUUUAAAAAAAUAAAUAAAAAUAAAUUCUCAACUGAAAUUAAAAAAUAUUAGAAUGUUUUUUGUUUUUCUGUAGAACAAAAUAACUGCACAAAGAAAACAAAACUCCUUUUUGAAACCUAGCACAAGCAAUACACUGAAAAUCAAAAAGUCUAAAGCCCACCCCAGAGGUGAGAUCUAUUUUUCUAGUUUUGAUUGCUCAUGAUUAACUUUUUCCUACAAUCGGAUCAGUAAUUAAUUUUUUUUUGUCUGUACUUUCCACACACCCUGUGCAUUGCCAAUGUUUGUAACACGUGGCCCAGCACGCCACGUCCCGUACCAAAAUUCCUAGAAGUAGUACUGUUUUGUUUUGCACACUUUUAACGUAAACUUUAUUCCAUUUUUUUUAAUGUGUUCUCUUCUGUUCGAUCCUUCUGUACAAUGUUGCCUUUGUCUGUUCUCAAUGAUUCCUUGUUGCCGUUGUUUCUGAAUGAAUGAUUGUAAAAAAAAUACAAAAACUUUCAGCUUAAUGACCAUAGGUGGACAAUUGAGAUAUUUAAUUUUUUCUAUUUAUAUUUUUAUACUUGUUUAAGCCUAAGUAGCAGGGUUUUUUUUUUUCUUUUGUUGCUAAAGCCAGUUCUUACAGUAUUUAGAUAAAAACACUGCAGAAAGGAAUGGCACUUAUUGCAAUUAAUCUCAGGUCUUUACAAAAAAAAAACUAAAAUAAAAUUACAUGGAAUGUGUGAACAUGACUGUGGAUAGAUAAUUAUUUAUAUUCUCGAAUUGCAAUUUAAAAAAAAAAUUUUUUUUUGUUGUCCUCCCAAGCUCAUGUUUAGUUAUCUGCGCUUCCCAAUGAGAACCAUCACACCAUUGCAUGUUAUGAAUGUCACUCGCGCAGAAUAACGCUCAUUUAUGCACCUUCGAGAUGCAAACUUUUACAAAUUUUUCAUUUUUUUUUUCUUUUUCGUCCCUUUCUUUUUUGACCUCAUUAAAUCAAGGUUAUAGAAAAAUCUAUCCCGACUUUCCGCACAUGUCCUAGCAAUCCUCCCGUUUGGUCUAUUCUAAAACGUAGAAUUAUUAUUUUUUGGUUAAAUAUCAAUGAAAGAUUUGUACAUAGUCGUUCUGUUAUUUUUAGCCGACGUGCUUUACAGUAUUCCUGUUACCACACAAUAUUGCUUCGAAACAAAAAUGAA
Bufo gargarizans (Asiatic toad) is the source of this 5521-nucleotide messenger RNA. It is a transcript of the gene GLCCI1, whose product is annotated as glucocorticoid induced 1. Lineage: Eukaryota; Metazoa; Chordata; Amphibia; Anura; Bufonidae. Gene Ontology annotation, cellular component: cytoplasm. The coding region runs from base 109 to 1590 and encodes 493 amino acids. The record is from RefSeq and is a predicted model, not a curated record. The transcript has 8 exons.